CUUCCUCUUCACUCCACAGCGACAGCAGCACUCACCAGCACACCACAACACACCACCGCUGUCCCUGGCACACAAACACACACACAUUUACACACACACACACACACACACACAUGCACAUUCACACUCAAACACUCACACAUACACACAUACUGAGCGGCAUCCUCAACACAGACUGAGACGCCCUUGGACUGCUGCAGGCGAGGAUGAGGCUGUGGUCGUGGGAACAGUGCGGGGAGACGGGCGUGGUUCUGCUGGGCUUCCUGACGCUGGCGGUGUCUGUGGGGAACCUGUCCACCAGGGGCCUGCAGGUGCACAACACACAGGAGGAUGGCGUGGCGUCCAACAGUCUGGAGGAGGAGCUGGAGGUGACCACGUACUGGUGGGGGGAGUGGGCCAAGUGGACAGCCUGCACUCGUGCCUGUGGAGGGGGAGUGAUGUCACAGGAGAGACACUGCCUCAAACAGCGAAUGAAAGUUGCUGCAGGGAAAGACAACAUGACCUGCACAGGAACUGCUAAGAAAUAUCAUCUCUGCAACACUAAAGAAUGUCCUGCCACUGGGAGGAGUUUCAGAGAGGAGCAGUGCUGGUCCUUCAACUCACAGCUUUACAAUGGAAGGAACUACCAGUGGAAACCUCUGUAUCCUGACGACUACGUUCACAUCUCCAGUAACCCCUGCGACCUCCACUGUACCACAACCGAUGGCCAGAGGCAGCUGAUGGUGAUGGCACGAGACGGCACUUCCUGCAAGUACAGCAGUUACCGUGGCGUCUGUGUGGACGGUAAGUGUGAGCCAAUCGGAUGUGACGGAGUACUGUUUUCCUCGAACACCUUGGAUAAGUGUGGAGUGUGUCAGGGGGACGGCAGCAGCUGCAGCAGAGUCACCGGAAACUUCCGCCGUGGGGCCACAACCCUGGGCUACUCUUUUAUCACUCAAAUCCCUGAAGGAUCAUGGGACAUCCAGAUCAUUGAGAGGAAGAAGUCGGCCGAUGUUCUAGCUGUGACCGACCAGGCGGGCAACUUCUUCUUUAAUGGCGCCUACAAGGUGGACACUCCGCAGAACUUUCACGCAGCAGGUGCCGUCUUCAAGUACCGCCGGCCCAUGGAUGUUUAUGAGACAGGGAUCGAGUACAUUGUCGCCAAAGGCCCCAUCGACCAAGCCAUCAAUAUUCUGGUGUGGAACCAGAACGGUCGCACACCGUACAUCACAUACGAAUACACCGUCCUCCGAGACUCCCUGCCACCCGUCCCACCUCCUCCCGUCUACACCGGGUCAGACACCUCAGCCGGAGAGGUUUCUGUGGAGGUAGGGGGGCCGAUGGCCCCUAACAGCAGUACUUUUGACCAGGCGGCCCCUGAGAGCCAGUUGGAACCGGGAGAUGCUGACGGCCAGAAAGGCCAAGAGACCAACGAGGUGUACGAGGAGACAGCGGCCAUCGACUGCGACCAGGACGGAGCAGGUGCCCCCAAAUUUUCAGAAGGAAACAGCAGCCAUGCAGGCAGCACUGCCAACCCUGCCUCUGCUGGUGGGCCCUUGGAUACAGGACCAGACUCCCCAAAUCUCAUUUGGAGGGUCCUGCUGGAUGGCCGAAUUGGCCCCGAUGAGCUGCUCAUCAACAUCUCAACCAAUCAGCUGCUGACAGAGGGAGACAGUUUGUUCCCGUCAGAGGUGGGACCAGCAGAGGCGGACCUGAGCAGCCUGGAGCAAGACGGGCUGAUGGGUAUCAACGAGACAAUGGAGUUUACUCUGGGUCGCAAACGCAACGACAGUGGAGACAGUUCUUUCCAGAACAAAACAGUGCAGAGCGCUGGGAGGACCUCCAGCCGCUCCAACAGAACCAGAGGGAAUCAAAGGAUCUACCAGAAGAACCUGAAGCUUAGUGCAGCUGACAUGUACCGCUGGAAACUUUCCUCUCAGGAGCCAUGCAGCAUGACUUGCUCUAUAGGGGUAUCAAAGUCCUUCGUCACAUGUAUUCGUUACGACGGCGUUGAGGUGCACGAUAUGUACUGUGAUGCUCUGACCAGACCGGAGCCGGUCCAUGACUUCUGUAUUGGGAGAGAAUGUCAGCCCAGAUGGGAGGCGAGCAGCUGGAGCGAAUGCUCCAGAACCUGCGGGGAGGGUUUCCAGUUUCGCCAAGUUCGCUGCUGGAAGAUGCUCUCGCCGGGCCUGGACAGCUCGGUCUACAGCGACAUCUGCUCCAUGGCCGACCUGGAGAGACCCGUUGAGAGAAGACCCUGCAAGAGCCCCGCCUGCGGCCCACAGUGGGAGGUAGCAGAGUGGGCCGAGUGUCCUGCUAAAUGUGGAAGCAAAGCCCAGGUGACCCGCGAUGUCCGCUGCUCUGAUGAGACCCGACCCUGUGACCAGAUGACCAAACCACCAAACCUCAAAAACUGCACCGGUCCGCCCUGCGAACGCCAGUGGACUGUGUCAGAGUGGGGGCCUUGCUCGGGGUCGUGCGGCCAGGGGAAGACGGUCCGUCACGUGUACUGUAAGGCUGCGGAGGGUCGCGUGGUUCCUGAGAACCAGUGCUCUACGGAAGACAAGCCGCUGGCCAUCCAUCCCUGUGGGGAGAGAGACUGUGCUCCACACUGGCUGAGCCAAGACUGGGAGAGGUGUAACACAACUUGCGGGCGUGGUGUGAAGCGAAGGCUCGUCCUGUGUGUGGGCAUCAGUGGUGGACAGUUCCAGACCUUCGAUGAUGAGGAGUGUGGAGGCAGCGAGAAGCCAGAGGAGGAAAACACCUGCUUUGAGAGGCCGUGCUUCAAAUGGUACACCACCCCCUGGUCUGAGUGCACUAAGACGUGUGGUGUGGGUGUGAGGAUGAGGGACGUCAAGUGUUACCAGAGCAGGGAGCUGGUGCGAGGCUGUGACCCCCUCACCAAACCAGUGGCCAAACAGACCUGCACUCUGCAGCCCUGCCCCACUGAGCCACCAGAUGAGAGCUGCCAGGAUCAUCCCUCCACCAACUGCCUGCUGGCGCUGAAGGUGAAUCUGUGCAGCCACUGGUACUACAGCAAGGCCUGCUGCCACUCCUGCCGCGCCCUACGGCCCCCAACCUCCUAGUCCAGGACAACACCGCCUCUCCCCAACUCAAACUCCGGCAUGAGGAAACAAAUGGGUACGUUUUUGUACACGUGGUACUGCAGUUACUGUGAAUAAUAGGAGGAAAGUCCAGAGCUUCCUCCAAUUACUUGGAUUUACAUGGGUUCAUUUGUCAGUUGGGUAGUUUAAAGGUCCCAUGGCAUGCUGCUUUGUAUAGGCCUCAGUGGUCCCCUAAUACUGUAUCUGAAGUCUCAAAAAUGCAGCCUUGGUGCAGAAAUACAGCCACUAGAGCCAGUCCCACAAUGAGUUUCCCUUCUGUGCCAUUUCUGAGUCUGUAGCUUUUG
Etheostoma spectabile (orangethroat darter) is the source of this 3388-nucleotide messenger RNA. RefSeq names its product ADAMTS-like 2. Gene Ontology annotation, biological process: extracellular matrix organization. Lineage: Eukaryota; Metazoa; Chordata; Actinopteri; Perciformes; Percidae. Bases 207 to 3065 code for a protein of 952 amino acids. The record is from RefSeq and is a predicted model, not a curated record. Gene Ontology annotation, cellular component: extracellular matrix. The transcript has 19 exons.